AUGGGUUCAACCAAUGCAACCUCCUGGAGGGGUUUCAUCUUCCUGGGUUUCUCCAGUUUUGGGGAGCUGCAACUUCUGCUCUUUGCAUUGUUCCUCUCUCUAUACCUCAUCACCCUGACCAGCAAUGUCUUCAUCAUUAUUGUUAUUAGGCUCGACAGCAACCUGCACACUCCCAUGUACCUUUUCCUUUCCUUUCUGUCUUUCUCUGAAACCUGCUAUACCUUGGGCAUCAUUCCCAGGAUGCUCUCUGGCCUGGUCAUGGGGGACCAGGCCAUCUCCUUUGUGGGCUGUGCUGCCCAGAUGUUCUUCUCAGCCUCAUGGGCCUGUACCAACUGCUUCCUCCUGGCUGUCAUGGGUUUUGACAGAUAUGUGGCCAUUUGUGCUCCACUGCACUAUGCCAGCCGCAUGCAUCCCACCCUCUGCGCCCAGCUGGUUGGCGCCUCCUUUUUGAGUGGGUACCUCUUUGGGUUGGGAAUGACACUGGUCAUUUUCCACCUCCCUUUCUGCAGCUCCCACGAGAUCCAACACUUCUUCUGUGACACGCCACCAGUGCUGAGCCUGGCCUGUGGAGAUACGGGCCUGAGUGAGCUGGGGAUCCUCAUCCUCAGCCUGCUGGUGUUGCUGGUCUCCUUCUCCUUGAUCACCAUCUCCUAUGCCUACAUCCUGGCAGCCAUCCUGAGGAUUCCCUCUGCUGAGGGGCGGAAGAAGGCCUUCUCCACCUGUGCCUCACACCUCACAGUGGUCAUUGUCCACUAUGGCUGUGCCUCCUUCAUGUACUUGAGGCCCAAAGCCAGUUACUCUCUCCAGCGGGAUCAGCUCAUUGCUGUUACUUACACUGUGGUGACCCCUCUCCUCAAUCCCAUUGUUUAUAGUCUAAGAAAUCGUGCUGUGCAGACAGCCCUGAGAAGUGCUUUCCACGGGAGGUUUCUGGGUAAAGGAUGA
Messenger RNA from Talpa occidentalis (Iberian mole), 942 nucleotides. RefSeq names its product olfactory receptor 10Z1. The transcript has a single exon. Gene Ontology annotation, molecular function: G protein-coupled receptor activity; olfactory receptor activity. Gene Ontology annotation, cellular component: membrane. Lineage: Eukaryota; Metazoa; Chordata; Mammalia; Eulipotyphla; Talpidae. Bases 1 to 942 code for a protein of 313 amino acids. Gene Ontology annotation, biological process: G protein-coupled receptor signaling pathway. The record is from RefSeq and is a predicted model, not a curated record.